Molecule: messenger RNA, 1287 nt
Organism: Zasmidium cellare ATCC 36951
Lineage: Eukaryota; Fungi; Ascomycota; Dothideomycetes; Mycosphaerellales; Mycosphaerellaceae
Exons: 2
Coding region: 1-1287 (428 amino acids)
Molecular function (GO): 6-phosphogluconolactonase activity; protein binding
Source: RefSeq, a predicted model, not a curated record
AUGUUGAACCGCUGGCUUUUGGCAGUCCUGGGACCAGUGUCUGCGGCUGCGACCCGCCUCUUCAUUGCCGACUAUGGCGGUACUUUGACAGCUAUAUCCUUGACCGCAAGGGACGAUAAUUACACCGCAACCGUGAUCUACACUACACAGGAGUGCGCACCGAAUCCAGGUUGGCUCACAAUCGACCCUAGUGAGAGCGUACUGUACUGCCUGGGCGAAGGUCUGGGCACCGAUACUCAAAAUGGUUCCACACUGAGUUCUUUCUUGAUCAAUGCUGAUGGCACGCUAAAGCGUGUCAAGACCGACACCACAAUCUCGGGGGUUGCCAACGCCGUUGUCUACGGAAACGCAACGACGCAACAAGCUCUUGCAGUCGCCCACUAUAACGGCUCUGCGGUCUCUACAUGGUUUUUGCACGGCAAGGGUGAAUUCAGCCUCAAUCAAGUCUUUCCAUUCACAAUGCCGCAUCCAGGACCUGUAGCUGACAGACAGAAUGGCCCACAUCCUCACGAAACCAUCCUAGAUCCCACAGAGCAAUACUUGGUGGUGCCAGACCUAGGUGCAGACCUAGUUCGUGUAUUCUCGUGGGACCAAGACACAUCUGACCUUACCCCGUUGGAACCUUUGAAGGCUGCGCCGGGCUCUGGGCCAAGACACGGCGCUUUCUGGAAUCCAUAUGGUCUCGGCUGCGCAACGGGAUGCCCUACCUACUUCUACGUCGUAUCGGAGUUGGCUGGCACUGUAACAGGCUACGAGGUGACAUAUAAACCUAACCGCGGCGGUCUUUCGUUUCGCGAAGUCUACAAAGCACCCUCUUACGGCAUCCUCACUGAGGGUAAAAUCACGCUGCCAUCAGAAGUCCACGUAUCCCCUGACAGUCAAUACCUUGUGAUUGCGAAUCGAAACGACUCUACCUUCUCCAUACCACAGCGCAAUGGAUCUGUUGUAGUCUCCGACUCGCUCACAACAUUCGCGCUCCAGUAUGAUGGCACACUACUUUGGCACCAGACAUGGCCCACCGGUAAGCCAGCAUGUCGCAUUCUUCACAAGGCCCCUUCGCUGAUUCAAUCUGUCUCAACAGGAGGUUCAAUUCCGCGCCAUUACAGCAUCAACUCCGCAGGCACCCUCGUAGCAGUCGGUAACCAAUACGAUCAGAACGUAGCUAUCCUACUACGCGACCCGAGCAGUGGAUUGGUCGGUAAGGAGGUGGUAAAGAUCGAAUUGACAGGCAACGUCACUUGUGUCGUCUGGGACGAGGAAACUUCAGUGAACACUUUCGGGUAUUGA